AGAGACUACUUACAAAAUAUCGUCUGCUACCUUUUUCACUUGGAGUACUUGGUAAAAUAUACGGGAAAAGGGUCUGUAGAAUAUGUCGAAUAUUGUGAAGAAAAUUUCAUCAAAGUGGCAGAGUUAUCGGUACAGGUUUGUGCCUUGGGUUGCACUGAAUCUAAGAGAGAGGACAGUGCGAUCAGUUGACGAUGCAAGCCAAGACAGGAUCAUUGAAGACCAUCUGGUGGAGGAAACCUACAGGAAAUUAUUCUCUGCUUUGGAUGACAACCUCCCCAAUCAAGAGGGAAGAGGCAACAAAAUGCAUGAAUUAGAGACAGAGAGCAAUAGACUGGAAAGGUCAAAGGUCAGCGUAGUAGGCAGAAGAUCAGAUCUCCAAGAUGAAAAUGGGAGCAUUAGAUGCUAUCACCAUGAUGACACUGCGACUUCUGAAUCCCAUGAUAAACAAAGUUCAGCUGUGAGGUCACUCUUUCAAAACAUCUUUAAGCUGUUCUGUGAGGAGAAAAGAACAUCAAGAUUGACUUGUAGAGAAAGUGGAGAACUUUGCAAUCUUAAUGACUACCUGGACAAGCAUCAACAACACUUAGCAAAAAGACUGUUACAAUAUUGGAACAUUGGCACAAAUGAACUGUUUGAAGCUGCCUAUAUGGAAGGAGAUUGCAGAGAAAUUUCGGCAAUGAAUGCAUUAUUACUGAGAAAUCAGGUGGAUGGAAGUGCACGGACAAGCAACAGCAUAGUGAAUGACGGUUGUGGCCACCAGCACUACUGUCAUUCUGCUCCACCUUCCUCAUUUUCUCCUCAUCUUCCUCCUCCUUCUCCUCCUCACCAUCAUCAUCAUCAUCAUCAUCAUCAUCAUCAUCAUCAUCAUUCUUUAUGCCACCAUAGUUAUCAGAGCACCAAGAAGUUACUGAAACAGAAAACUAACGCACAAUCUGCUCAACUCAGCCAUCAACUAAGUAUAAGUACCAAUUUUGAACAGAACAAGGAAAACACAUUGGACGGACAAAUGAGUGAAGAUUUAGACCCUGGGGCAACCAUAAUGCACCAGACUCUUGGAUAUGCCAUUGGGCGUCGCCCAAGCCGGAUCGAGGGUGGUGGAGACGGUGUCUUCGUCAAGAAAGGAGUGGUUCCAAAAGGAGUGGUUGUAGCAAUGUACCCAGGUACCGUCUACUACCCAGGUGAGCCCAUUCUCCUUCAGUCCAUCGCCAAUCCUUUCAUCUUCCGUUGCCUUGAUGGUAUACACAUUGAUGGCAAUGACAAGAGACUGUCCAAGAUGAUCUACAGAUCAUGUGCUCGGAGAGACAGACUUGGGCCGUACAUGUUUAGUGACCUUUCAUGGCUGACCUCUUGCCCUUUGAACCCAAUGGCUGUGGGGCAAUAUGUCAACAAUCAACACAAAGGAGCUCCUGCAAAUGUGUGCUACCAAGAGUUUGAUGUGCCUUUGGAUUUUCCAAUAAAACUGAGGAAAUAUAUCCCCAAUGCUUUCUUCGGUACCCUUCCAGAUGUAGGCAAUGCUGGCAGGAACAUGCGAACUGUUGCCCUGGUGUCCGUAAGGGAGAUUCAAUGUGGAGAGGAGUUACUUUCUUCCUACUUUACACUCAUCUAUUAGACAAAAAUUGAGUAAUAACACUCUGCAGACAAUUUGAUCCAACAAAUACCAGUAUACCAGAUUAACGUUGUGUCGGCUCAGUCAGUAGAGCGUCCGCCUCACAACCGGGAGGUCCUGGGUUCGAACCCCGGUCGCGUCAUACCAAAAGACGUUAAAAGACGGGAGUUGCUGCUACCUUGUUUGGCGUUCAACAAUAAGGGAUAGAGCAACGUCGAUCUGGCGCUGCUCAGUGGCUGCAGGGCUCACGAUCAUUUGGGCAAAAAGAGUUUCCAUUUUCGGUUUAACUUAAUAAAAUUUGGAGUAGACUUUAAAAGAUUA
This is a messenger RNA of Strongylocentrotus purpuratus (purple sea urchin), 1927 nucleotides long. RefSeq lists its product as uncharacterized. The coding region runs from base 83 to 1609 and encodes 508 amino acids. The record is from RefSeq and is a predicted model, not a curated record. The transcript has 6 exons. NCBI's taxonomy places the organism in Eukaryota, Metazoa, Echinodermata, Echinoidea, Camarodonta, Strongylocentrotidae.